Messenger RNA from Pelagomonas calceolata, 1123 nucleotides. The record is from the annotation of a GenBank genome assembly. Lineage: Eukaryota; Pelagophyceae; Pelagomonadales; Pelagomonadaceae.
GCAAAACUGUGAGCUAUUUCAAGCCUAUUUGUCGUCUCGCGGCUUAAAAGUGCUAGAAAAUAUACGUUGACGAACGAGGCAAGCAGGUCUGCGCACUCCUGCUUCCGCCGUGAACCGGAGAGCUUCAUCAAGGGCCCAGCCAGGUUUGCGGCUGCCACACGCGUGCGCGAGCGCACGCCUUCGACGCGGCUCCUAAAGGCUGGUGUUCCGCACUGUUGCAUGAAACGCCUCCUCCUGCUCGCGAUGGCCUCGUUCGCGACACCCGACGACGAACCGCAUACGCCGGACGGGACUGAGGCGUGGACCCAGCCCCGCGAACUCCGCGGCAGACCACCUCUCCGCAUCAUCACCUGGAACGUGUGGUUCGACCACCGGCGACAGAAGGAGCGCCUCAAAUUACUUCUCGCCCUGCUCGCGAAGGAGAACGCAGACUGCAUCGGCCUUCAGGAAGUAACGACGGAGGUAGCAGCGAGAAUACGGCAGCACGCCGGCGUCACGGCGAGGUACGACAUCUCGGAGAACGACAUUAGCGCGUAUGGGUGCCUGCUACUCGUCAGAAGGGAGCUGAACCCAGCUUUUGCGGAACUGCAGCUCCCAACCACCAUGGGCCGCUCGCUCGUCGCGGCGGAGCUCGAUACGUACGGCCACGCGGGAACGCGGCGCCGCGUCGUCGGCACAGUCCAUUUAGAAUCGCUCGAUACGGAACGGACGCGCGCGGCCCAGCUGCGGCAGAUCAGCGCCGUCGAGGGCCUCGAUGUCCUGUGUGGGGACUUUAACUUCGACGAAGUCUCUACGUGGGGCGAGUGGCGCCAGCCAGAACGAAAACGGCCUGCGUCAGCGCUGGAGAACAACGUGCUCGCGCGGGCGCUGCCCGACUUCGUGGACGCCUGGGCGGCCGUGUUUCCAAACAACCGCGGCUUCACGUUCGACGGCGAGCUGAACCCGUGGGUCCGCGACCGCGGCGAGCGGAUGCGUUACGACCGCGUUAUGGUUCGACGAAGCCUCGGGCGACCCGUCGCCGCGGAGCGCCUCGGGACGACGCCCGCCGGGGACGGGCUGUUCGCGUCGGACCACUUCGGCCUGCGCGUCGACGUCGUGAUGUUGUAAGAGUCGUGUUUUUGUU